AUGCCCCUGCAUAAGUCGCUGGCUCGCAAUCUCGGCGCUGUCGUGCAGAACGACGAAGGACAGACGAAUGCCGGUGUACUCGGCAUUCAGAAGCCCGAGACAGGCCUUGUUCGCCGAGGAGCAUUUGCCGGCCAUUGGCGUGAGUAUGCUCGCGGAUCCUUAUUGGGCCUGCGGAAGAACUUGCAGGAAGGCCUGGCUUCAGGCUUCUUCGGCGCAAAGCUCGUGAAUAACUUUGAGGACCUCUGGAGCUCCUUCGACUUGACCUCUCAUGUGGAGCUUCUGAACCUGGCGGACUAUCCCACCUUGGAGAGGUCCCAGGAGACGGUGGAGCAAGCAGUGAAGACGGUCCUGAAGUUUGCGCGGAAGAUCUUGGAUGAGUGGCACUUCUUCGCGGCAGGGUACACCAGGAGACGGUUUCAGCAAGGGGGCACUAGUAUCUUGCUUGCAGUAGAGAUGGGCUCUGAGGUUCAAUUCCAUCCCUGGAGGACUGGCACGACCCUGGUGGGCUUGAAUGCCUUGCUGGAAUCCGCAGCCCUCGUCGUCGAGGGCAAAGCUGCAGCCGGGCUGAAGGAUGUCACCGUAUCGGAGGCCGUCAAGGGAGCGAAGGAAGCUCUGAUGAACAACCCCACGGCUCCCAAGCAUGUCGUGUCGUUCUUCACCGCAUGCCUCGUCGAGAGGGCGGAAGCCACAGCGAAGAAGCGAGCCAGCUCCAGCGGCGCCUACACCGCGAAGGUUCCAGCGAUCGCUAUGGACUUCACCCCUUCCCCCAAGAAACGCAAGGCCAAGAAGGCUCAGAUCGCCGAGGAGUACUGGACGGAGGCCAAGGAGUUGGCACGGCAGGUCAAGCACUUUGACCGGGAGAGCGGGAAAAAAGCCUUGGAGACGCUGGUCCAGCAGAUCAAUGCCCUCCAGCAGAAGUUUGAUGACCUCGGCUCGAGCGACUUCAUGGAGUUCCUCGCGCGCAAAAAGGUUGAGGAGAAGAUCGGCGAGCAUAAGGCCGCACUGCGAGCUGGCCAGUGCGUAGCAAAGCUCGUCACUCAUCUAUAG
Messenger RNA from Symbiodinium sp. CCMP2592, 1047 nucleotides. The record is from the annotation of a GenBank genome assembly. Lineage: Eukaryota; Dinophyceae; Suessiales; Symbiodiniaceae.